AUGUUUCUUCGAGGACUAACCUCAAUCAUAGGCCCAAUUCAACGUCGCGCUAUAAUGUCUGCUCAAAUUCCAACAAAGUUCGAACAACUGUUCAAGAAAGUUGACGAGUUGAAACCACAAUUUAUUGAUGUUGUCGCUCAAGCAGUGGCUAUCCCUGCUGUCUCCUCGGACGAGACCCUAAGACCUCAAGUGGUCAAGAAGGCCCAUUUUCUAGUGCAACAAUUGGAAUCCCUUGGCUUCACCGAUAUCCAAUUGAAACCACUAGGCCUACAACCUCCACCAGUCAGUAACCCAAACUUGGAAUUGCCUCCUGUUAUCCUAUCUCGUUAUGGCAAUGACCCACAAAAGAAAACUGUUUUGGUCUACGGCCACUACGAUGUCCAGCCAGCUUUCAAAGAAGAUGGGUGGGACUCUGAACCAUUUGAACUGGUUGUCGAUGAAGAAAAAGGUCUUUUGAAAGGUAGAGGCGCCACUGACGACACAGGUCCAUUAACCGGCUGGUUGCACGUCGUCAGAGCUCACAAGGAAGCCGGUGUAGAAUUCCCAGUUAAUUUAAUCACCUGUUUCGAAGGGAUGGAGGAGUCUGGUUCUUUGGGUUUGGAAGAAUUAAUCGCCAAGGAAGCCAAUGGCUACUUCAAGGACGUCGACGCUGUCUGCAUCUCCGAUAAUUAUUGGUUAGGUACUAAAAAACCUGUCUUAACUUACGGUCUAAGAGGUUGUAACUAUUACCAAGUCACUAUUGAAGGUCCACAAGCCGAUUUACAUUCUGGUGUUUUUGGUGGUAUCAUUGCUGAACCAAUGAUCGACUUGGUGAAAGUUAUGAGUACUUUAGUCGACUCUGAUGGUAAGAUCUUGAUCAAAGGUGUCGACGAAAUGGUCGCUCCAAUGACUGAAAAGGAACGUAAAUUGUAUGACAAUAUUGACUUCUCCUUAGAUGAAUUGAACAAAGCUAGUGGCUCCAACACCGCUCUUUACACCAAGAAGGAAGAUAUCUUGAUGCACAGAUGGAGAUACCCAUCUCUAUCCCUGCAUGGUGUGGAAGGUGCAUUCUCUGGACAAGGUGCCAAGACUGUUAUCCCAGCUAAAGUUAUCGGUAAGUUUUCCAUCAGAACUGUUCCAGAUAUGGACUCGGCCAAAUUAGAUGAAUUAGUUAUCGAACAUUGUGAAAAAGCGUUUGCUAAACUGAACUCUCCAAACAAAUGUAAGGCUGAAUUGAUUCAUGAUGGUGCUUAUUGGAUCUCUGAUCCUCAUAAUGCUCAAUUCACUGCUGCUUCCAAAGCCACUAGAUUAGUUUAUGGUGUCGAACCAGACUUAACUAGAGAAGGUGGUUCUAUUCCAAUCACCGUCACUUUCCAAGAUCAAUUAAAGACUAGUGUCUUAUUAUUACCAAUGGGUAGAGGUGAUGAUGGUGCUCAUUCUAUUAACGAAAAAUUGGAUAUCAGCAACUUCAUUAACGGUAUUAAAUUAAUGGCUGCCUACCUACAUUACUAUGCUGAAUCCAAAGAAAUUUAA
Molecule: messenger RNA, 1512 nt
Organism: Arxiozyma heterogenica
Lineage: Eukaryota; Fungi; Ascomycota; Saccharomycetes; Saccharomycetales; Saccharomycetaceae
Gene: DUG1
Product: metallodipeptidase
Exons: 1
Coding region: 1-1512 (503 amino acids)
Biological process (GO): proteolysis
Molecular function (GO): metallodipeptidase activity
Source: RefSeq, a predicted model, not a curated record